AUGACCCUAACGGGUGCACCUAGAGAGCGCAUCGCAGUCGCGUGCGACCGCUGCCGUUCUCGCAAGAUGAAAUGCGACGGGGCUCAGCCCUCGUGCAGUAAUUGCCAGCGGGCGGCGCACCAGGGUGUGGUAUGCCAGUACCAGCCUGAGCCAGGGCGACGG
Messenger RNA from Dichomitus squalens LYAD-421 SS1, 162 nucleotides. RefSeq lists its product as uncharacterized. The transcript has a single exon. Gene Ontology annotation, biological process: regulation of DNA-templated transcription. The annotation marks the transcript as partial. Gene Ontology annotation, molecular function: DNA-binding transcription factor activity, RNA polymerase II-specific; zinc ion binding. NCBI's taxonomy places the organism in Eukaryota, Fungi, Basidiomycota, Agaricomycetes, Polyporales, Polyporaceae. The record is from RefSeq and is a predicted model, not a curated record.